Fusarium verticillioides 7600 is the source of this 4528-nucleotide messenger RNA. RefSeq lists its product as hypothetical. The coding region runs from base 1718 to 3805 and encodes 695 amino acids. NCBI's taxonomy places the organism in Eukaryota, Fungi, Ascomycota, Sordariomycetes, Hypocreales, Nectriaceae. The record is from RefSeq and is a predicted model, not a curated record. The transcript has 2 exons.
CAACAGUUCGAGAGAGCUACGUUUACCUCAUUCGAUCUCCUGCAUGAAAACACAUGGCCUAGGCUUGAAAGUGAUAUCACAUCUCGCCCAAAUCAUCUCAUCUCGUCACCUUUCGCUUCUGGCACGUGCAGACGAGAACCAUGUGGUGACCGAUAAGCGUAACGCAUACACGCAUACCUGACCCAGUUCUAAUGAUCUCCCUUACAUCUGCGGACCACGGACCCUCUCACACUACCCUGUCUGCCUGUCAAGUCUGUCAUAAUCUGAUCCUGGCCUGCUUGGGUUCUCCGCAUCUCCAUUGUUCCCCUGGCUAUUUCUCAUUAUCGUCUCCCUGCUUCCAGAUCCGAGUCUUUCCCGGCGGAAUCGCGUAUGAACGGCAGCUUGGAGGAGAGCUCUGCUCUAGUUCUCUCGACCAUUUUGAGGCCGAGACCUGACAAUGGGGAUCAGAGUUUAGCUUGCAUACCAGUCUUUCGUUUCAGCCACGAUGCCAUCACAACAAUGCUGCUAGAGUGGCCAAGGUGCUUACUGAUGGACUAUGAUCGCGUCCGGUGAUGCUUUGCGACCGGGGAGAACAGUUCUAAUUAUUCCCGGGUGAUGCACCAGCACUAACCACUAACUCACCCGCCUCGAGGAUCUUAUCCUCUCACUGACGCAAAACUGUCUGUCCCAUGGUGUGGACGAGUUCAAUGCCCAGCCGCUAUCUGCGCCCUUGUUAAUAAUGUCUUGGCACACUGGAACACCAUGUCCAGUGCUGCUCUGUCUCGACGCUAAUUGGAAUUCAGUUGCCUUUCCUUACUGAUGGCAGCUUCAAGUGAAAGUUCUGUCUUGGCGCCCAUUCAGCUUCCCCGGCCCUGCAUAGUUGCCGUUCGCGGACAGUAGCUCGCGGCAUUUUCCCGCUUGAGCUUUUUGUGAGAGCCGUAGGCAUGUUCGCGUUCUCCAAGUGGAGAUGCGAUGUGAUAUCUAGACAUGUCACAGCAGAUUCCAGCAAGCAGCCUGCAUCCCGAGAUGGAGGUAACAAUGCAAUGCUCGUGGGCAACACAGACAGACAACUCCCUUCUUGUCCUCCCUUGCGCUUCGUCCUUGGUUUCUUUCGUCCAAGGAUCAGCAGCUUCCAAACCUUGAGGUCGAAAAGAGUCAAGGCCCAUUAGAGCCCGUCCGCGGCGCUUGGUGAUGGUCUAUAGCCUAUACGAACCCACCUGUCUUGGUCUGUCUUGAUUUGUUUUGCUUUUUCGCGGCGCGACCAUUGCCUCCCCGACGGCGCCACUCAGAUUCCCACCUCAUUCCUGUCGUCAGGGCGUGGCCGUUAGUUACAUUCAUCUCUUCCGCUACGAGUGCCAGUGCCAACGCCAGUCCCGAUGCCAGUAUCACGUCCUUGGUUACCUGGCCUGUGCUAUGUGCAACUGCAACAGACCCCGCCCAUCCAUUCUUUGACUUGCCCACUGCAGGCCAAUUUCUCGCUUCCAUCCCAUGUCUCUCGACGUUUACAUACACCCCUGCCUCCCUCGAUCGACGGUGUCUCGCCCUGCAUGUCCACUUCUGGCCACUCUUAUAUCCACUAUUCCCUGAUGACUUGCUAUUGAGUUCCAGUCCGAGUCAAAUCACAUAAGUGUCGUGGUGCCCUUUGAGAUCGUCCUCCUCUAAACGCCAAGGCAGUGAGUCACGUUGAUUCGUGGUCUGUUCUUGUCGUUGGGCCUUGUUCGUCCCUGCAUCAGCCUCCAUGUCUGUGCUCGCUCCUCGGAUUCCAGUGGCUAUAUACUUAUACAGACAAGAUCCAAAUUCGCGCGAGGCUUCACCUUCGCCCUCAGCACCAUCGCCUCCUUCGAAAAGACGUUCAGUCUCGAGCAUGACAGGCUUGCUGCCGUUUGCAUUACCAGCUCCCCGCUCAGAGACACCAAGUAUUCUCGACAAAGAAGUCAUUGACGACAUGAUGGAUUGUUUUCCCGAGGUGCUGGUCAGAGAUCUGGAAAGAUCGAGCUCAGUGUUCAUGGCAAAGAACAUGACUGCUGGCAUGCCAUCCGCUCCCGUCUGGUUUGCAGAGGACCAGACCACUCAUGGUAUAAUGGGACCAAGUCGAAUCAUUACUUCCCCAUAUCAAUCCGGAUCCGUGCGAGUACAGAAUUUAGGGUCUAUAGAAGAGCGGCAGUCAAUGGUGUCUUUUCUUGAACACCGUGGGCAAGGUGUUGAUGAGAUCGAAUCUGACGAGGAGUCCGAAUCAUUAUCAGAAUCCUCUGAAGCCAUUGAGGUGCCUUCUAUCAAGUUACGCGAGCAGUCCAUUGUCACAACAGCGACAUCUCUCACAUCGGCCAGUGGAAACCCACCAUCGCCCAAGGAUCUCAUGUCACCCACACGAAGUCAAGAAUACAGUUGGAUUGAUGUUGAUUCUGACGAUGAUGAUGAGCCUGAGCCUCAAAGUCGGGAGCAGUUGAACACGCUAGAAGAGACCGCUGCUUUAUCACCACGACCUCCUACACCCCCAAACACCGAGCCUACCUUUGAUAUCACUGUCAUGAUGGAGGCGCCCAAACCUCGGCUUCACAGAGUCUGCUCCUACAUUGACGAGUCUCCCAAACAGAGCAAACACAAAAGACAAUUCUCUGUAAAAUCCAUGGACGCGCCAACAAUUCCCCCCAGAAAAACAUCCCUCACAAGUGCGACGGAUUUAUUAGACACAACUCCUCGGAUCGUAAUACCCAGCUUUGAUUCGCGGAUGGGCCCGGACAGUCAAGGUUACACUAAGCAGUUACCCUCUUACACCCAGCGCUUUCGCGAUGAGACCGACAACAACACAAUCCUUCUCAAAUCAGACUUUGGAUCAAUUGAGCUAGAAAUCGAGGACGAAGACACAUUCAUGGAUCACUGUCCACCUCCCCCACCACUGUCACGACCUGACACAGUUUAUAUCGAACAAACUCCACCUCCAUCACCACUACCCACUGUCGAAUCUUGGCUAGAUGACUCCAGUCCUCCAUGUCUGCCUCAAAUUCCCGUUGACGACUUGGCAAAGGCCGUGCCACUGCCACCUGAUAUUAUCGAAACACUACGAGUCUCAAUUGCUUGCUUCCCAGAGACGAUGCUCUUGUCAUCUAGCUUGACAACAGAAACAAUCCGCGCCUACUCGAAGAAAGUUCGGCAGCCUUCAGUCGACGCUUGGUCUGAGCCAGCCAACGACUCAUCGACACUGCACCCACGAAAGUCAAUUUGGAAGAAGGUUGUCUCACAUGGUCGCGACUCAACUAGCACCAGACGUCAGCGGUUACACUCGUAUGAGAGCAACACACAUUCGGGCGCCGCCGCAUCUCCAGUGCCCUGGGCCUCGCUGCGACAUGUGUUUCCCGGCUGCUCAGAUUACAUCUGUGACGCGCUGUAUGCGCACAUCGUCGCCUACAACUACGUUUCACGAGUUCCACGCAACCAGCCAUUAGGACAGCGAGCGUCGACCUCGGACUCGAAACAGCAGGGUGAGAACAUCCCCAAGAAGGCUGCAUCGCUUCUAGGCCUAGGUGCAACUCAGCUCAACCCCUCACCUAGUGUUGGUCGGUUCGCCAAGAAGUUCAGUGCUCCCCUGACAGUCAUGGGAUUCGGCAAGGAGGAAACAUCUACAGCAACUGUUCAAGACAAUGCGACACGAAACAUCGAAUCAGGUCUUCUUCGCUGUAUCUCUAGGCUAGUGGCUACAGCCAGGAUGAUCUCUGAAGGAGGUGCUGGGGAGGAGAGAUUAAUGGACACGGAGCCGCCACAGGAGGUCGACAUGAUUUUUGUGAGGAGUAUAUGUGAGAUCGUCAGACUAUCAGAGGAGACAUCAUGAAGCCUGGUCAUUGAAGCAGCACAAACCCCCGGGGCAUUGACCCAAAGCGCUCUUUUCAGCAGCCUUUUUUUAUUAUGUUGAUAUAUGGGAAUGGUGUUAAUGGUUGUAUACCCUGAUUGACAGGUUGGGACUUUUUUACUUGGCCUGUGGACCAACGAACUCGAGAUAAUGCAGUCACGUCGACUCUGAAUUGAAACAUUACCACUACAAAAUCUUACUUAGUACUCCCCUGCUAUUGUCAGCCAAGUAACAUCUGACUGUUUCAGCCCUUCCACCAACACUCUCAUCUCCCCGUCUAACGUUGCACCGAGGCCAUGGAUAACUGCCUCGCCAAGACCGUCAUCCCAGACCAAGGGAUAAGAGGCUUGAAGCUAUCGAGGAUAACAAACUCGCGGGAUAACGAGGCUUUUCGAACUACCAACAAAGCUACACUAAUAUUUUUUUUUAAAGUUCCCCGUACGGGCGCUGGUCCCUGAUUUAUCUGAAGGGGGAGUUUAUUCAGGCUGAGCUAUGGCGUUUUAGAUCGUGGAGCCAGAUGGUUCCCGGAGCUAACAGUCUUACUAGGGGGAGCUAUAACCGACUACUAUCUUAGCUCGGAUCGAGAAAAAAGGUCAUGGUACUGUAGUAUUCGUCUCUUCGGGUCCGAGGCUUGCCGUGAUUUGAAAUGUGUCAUGAGACGACGCCAAGAGAUCUAGGGAUUUGUGUGUGUGUGUGUGUGUGUGU